GAUUGUCCCACUCUUUGCGACAACAACAAUUUCCCCUAUAAUAAACAAACAAUCUAGCGAUACGCAAAUAUCCACACAUUUUCCUGAGCGGCGACUUUUCGCCGUUCCCGCGGCUCUGAUAUGGACCAGACGGGGCAUCUUCUUGUCGCGGCCAGCCAGAUAUAUGCCAGAGCGAACGAGACGAGUACCACCGACCCCACGAAAGAAACACGACCACCCGCCUACAAGGCCAUCGGUAUAUCGCUAGCUAUUGCUUCUGGUUGCUUCAUUGGAGUGUCAUUUGUCUUGAAAAAGGUUGGGCUGCUCAAAGCAAACGAAAAAUACAACGAGGUCGCAGGCGAGGGGUAUGGCUAUCUCAAGAACUUCUAUUGGUGGGGUGGAAUGACUUUAAUGAUCGUCGGCGAGCUUUGCAACUUCGCCGCCUAUGCCUUCACCGAUGCUAUUCUGGUAACGUCGUUGGGAGCUUUAUCAGUCGUUAUUACCGCUAUUCUCUCAGCCAUAUUCCUAAAAGAGAGGUUGAGCAUGGUCGGCAAGGUUGCAUGCUUUCUUUGCAUAGUUGGAUCCGUAAUUAUUGUCUUGAACGCCCCCGAGGAAUCUUCCGUCGCAACCAUCCAGGAGUUACAAAAAUACGUUGUUACGCCGGGCUUCUUAAGUUAUAUCGGUGUCAUUAUUGUCGGCUCUGCUUUCGUUGCGCUAUGGGUUGGACCGCGAUAUGGCAAGAAAAACAUGUUCCCAUAUAUAUCGGUCUGUAGUUGGAUUGGGGGGUUAAGUGUUGUUGCUACUCAAGGUCUUGGUGCUGCUAUUGUCGCGCAGGCCGGCGGCACCCCUCAGUUUAACCAGUGGUUUCUAUACGUGGUUCUUGUCUUCGUAAUAGCAACACUACUGACGGAGAUCAUUUAUUUAAAUAAAGCACUCAACCUGUAUAACGCAGCUAUGGUUACCCCAACUUAUUAUGUCUAUUUCACAAGUACGACCAUGAUUACUUCGGCUGUCCUAUUCCAAGGAUUCAAGGGUACCGCGAUGCAAAUUGUUACAGUGGUCAUGGGAUUUCUUACCAUAUGCGCUGGGGUUGUUCUGUUGCAACUAUCCAAGUCCGCCAAAGACGUACCAGAUUCUGCCGUUUUUGCAGGGGAUUUGGACCAGAUCCAUACAAUCGCCGAGCAGGAGCAGCCCGAAACUGAACCCAAAGCCGACGCCAUCCGCGGAACUGCUGCCAUUCUACGGCGCAUUUCUGUUGCCCGGCAAAAGAUGGAAGAGGAAGAAUUUCGACGGCUUCGGGAGGAAAAGGAAAUGGAGCGUCUUGCACCAGUCAGCGAAGACGGCAGUCAGGUUUACGAAUGGGACGGAUUAAGGCGGAGAAGAACGACGCUUGGAAGUUACAGGAGUCGUGCGACGACGUCACCAAGUAUCGUCCACUCACCGGCUCAUCCGCCUCUGGGCAGAUCAAGGUUUUUAACCGAGGAAGAAUUGGCCGAAGAACGUAGUCGUCAGAUGUCGCCGGGUGUGCUAUCAAGUAUAACAGGCACUAUUCGAAGUCGGGCAAGGAGUGUCUUGUUACCGGGGCACCCUGAAUUUCCCCAGGACGCUCACGAUCCUAGAAUACAAAGCCCGAUGCACCCGGUACAGUUGACAGAUAUUGCUGUUCCAGGACAGAAAUAUCAAAACGAAGCCAGCCCAUACAGCACCAGUCAUGGCCAUGUCUACGGUCUCCCAGAUAACCUACGGAAGACUGAAUACGGAGGCACUGCUAAUAUAGAGCCCGGUAGUACCGGGCGUCAUAUACAAUUUUCGGAAACGCCGAAGCCAAGCGCUAGCGUAAAUUCUCUAGUACCGCCGACACCUCCGCCUCAUGGGGGGGUUUUUGCAGCACGUCGGCAGUUCUCGUUCCAAAACAUGUUCCGUCGGCAUCAAGCUGACAGUGUACAGGAACAAGCGCUGCCGUCGCCGAGCAACCUGUCGCCACGCCACAGGAUAGGAUCGCGAGGUUACUCGGACCGACAAGUACAAACUAAAAACGCGAGUGAAGAAGAAAGAUUAGGUCUCGUUAAAGGUGGUUCGCAGUCGAUGCCCGCGCAACCUCAAUAUGACGGGGGCGACUACGAGGAGGAGGAAGAAAGUGAUGAAUAUUUAGACGAUAAAAGACCGGAGAGAUAUGGCAGGGGUAUAACACAUAGUCCGCCAAGGAGAAGAAGCGACAAUGAGGAACCCCAGUAUGACGAUUACGAUUACGGGACGAGCCAUAGAGGGUGGAAUAGGGGUCGUGGUGAUAGCGAUGAUAUGACAUAUCGCGGUUCAUCGUCAAAGCCAUCGGGGCAUAAUCCAGCUCAAGGCAGGGAUGACGCUUUCCUCUGAAAGCAUAACAAAAAGUU
Messenger RNA from Daldinia caldariorum, 2369 nucleotides. RefSeq names its product DUF803-domain-containing protein. The record is from RefSeq and is a predicted model, not a curated record. Gene Ontology annotation, biological process: magnesium ion transport. NCBI's taxonomy places the organism in Eukaryota, Fungi, Ascomycota, Sordariomycetes, Xylariales, Hypoxylaceae. Gene Ontology annotation, molecular function: magnesium ion transmembrane transporter activity. Gene Ontology annotation, cellular component: membrane. The coding region runs from base 121 to 2352 and encodes 743 amino acids. The transcript is spliced from 2 exons.